CAGCGUUCCAUUAGCGUUCCAAUCGGAGCACAUGCCAGCGGAAAGUGCACUUUUCACGUGCAAACCAAAGCACGAACCAUAAAUGGUCGGCAAAGAAGUGCAGUGUAAGCAGUAGUAAAUCCAAUGCUUUUUUUUUGCUGUCCUUUUCAACUCCAUUUAGUUAAGCUUGGCGUAAAGUACAUCGGGUGAAUUUAAGCUCCAUAUUAACCUUUUGAAAAGUAGUCGCGUCCGCGAGGAUUACGGUUUCGAUAAGCCGGAGUGGAGCAGAAUUUCUCGGUAGAACACUAUUGGAAGUAAAUCCGGCAGAGCGUCGCUCCAUGCGGUCCUAGUAGCCAACACCGCCGUAUCCUAGCGACAUCCUGGAGUGAGACAAUAAGCACAGUUCAAACACAUAUUCAAGCCCCCCGCCCGUACACCGGUAAACGCUUUCUCUGUGUGCGUGAGUGUCUGUUUGAAGGGUUUACUAAGCAGCUGCGGAAAGUUCCCAGCCGUCAUUAUCAAUAUUGCAUAGGCUUUGCAUGUAUACUUCCUGCCACGGGGUAGGCCUGUCCCACACGCAUACACACAACUACGUGCACACAUACGUCCCAAAUCCACACAAAGGACCACAGCAUAAGGGGCAAUUCAUUACGAGCCUCGCCAGCCGCAUCAGUCGCCGUCCAGUGCUGGUCGUUGUAAGAUGGCCGCAAAAGGAAAUUCCGCCGACCGGAACGCACCCGAGCUGAACCGUGUGUUGAGUUUUUAUCGCAAUUCCACUAUCCUGCUGACGGGUGGGACAGGGUUUCUCGGCAAGGUGCUGCUCGAGAAGAUACUGCGCUGCCUCGGUGUGCGGAAAGUGUUUCUAGCGGUGCGGAUUAAGGAUGGUCGCAAGCCGGCCGAACGAUUGCAGGAACUGCUCAAGGAUGCGCUGUUCGAUAGGCUGCGGCAGGACGCCACCGUCGAGCAGCUGCUCGAACGUGUCGAACCGGUCGAAAUUUCGCUCGAAGCGGGCGACGGGCUCGGGCUAGGAAUGGAUGAAACGACCGAAACCCGCCUACUCCAACAGACGGACAUCAUCUUCAAUGUGCUAGCGUCGGUGAAGUUUAACGAAAGCAUUAAGAAUGCCGUCGACACGAAUGUCGGCGGUACGCGUCGAGUGUUGCAGCUGGCGCGACGCAUGCAACGGCUAAAAGCGGUCGUGCACGUGUCCACCCUGUACUCGAACUGCGACCGGACACACAUCCGCGAGCGUGUGUACGAUGAUACGCUGCUACGACCGGAAGCUGUACUAAAUCUGUCGAAGCUGCUGUCAGCCGACGAGAUGGACGGGUUGCAACACUGUCUGCUCGGCUCGCUGCCCAACACGUACACGUACAGCAAAAAGUGUGCCGAGUCGCUAAUUCAGCAGCACUUUUCGGACUUGCCAGUUGGCAUUUUUCGGCCUCCAAUAGUCCUCUCAACGUACCGCGAACCGAUCGCGGGCUGGACGGACAAUCUGAACGGCCCGGCCGGACUGUGCCUGUGGACGGUGAAGGGUUACGUGCGCAUCAUCCACGGCAAUGGGCGCAAAAAGGCAAAUCUCGUCCCGGUGGACUACUGCGUGAAUGCGCUGCUGGUGGCGGGCUUUGAUGUGGCCGACCGAUCGAUGGCGCGGGACCCAGCGCAGGAUAGUCGGUCGGGCUGGGAAACGGUGCAACCGGUGCCGGUGUACAACUAUCUGUACGACCGGCCCAACCUUACGUGGGGCCGGUACAUGGGCACGGUGUCGAUGGGAUUUGACGGCUGGAUCAAGCGACUCUGCUGGCCUCAUUCGUACACAAUUGUCCCGAACAGGGCCCUGUUCCGGGUGCUUUCCCUCUGCUGCCAUACCGUACCGGCCUGGCUGCUGGAUUUUGUCCGUCAGCUGCGCGGUAAACGGCCCCUCUACCGGCGAAUGGCAGCCAAGACGAACCGAUUCCUCGAAACGAUGGCCUACUUCGGGCUGCGGGAGUGGCAAAUAGCGAACGAAAACGUGGUUCGCUUGCGGACGCUGCUGACGCCCACCGAAGCGUCCCUGCUCGAGUUCGAUCUGUCCACCGUCGACUGGGACGAGUACUUCCAGGCCUACAUACCCGGCAUACGGCGCUACUACUUGGGCGAGCUGCCGGCUGCCCGGGAUCGCACCAACCCGGCCCAACCGCUGGCCUGGAAUCGGAGGAUACAGUUUCUGUGCCGACUGCUGCACCGGCUGAUGUGGGUUUUGAUCUGCUUAAAGUUGGGCCACCGACUGUACGUGCGGCGCAAUUUAUUUUCGAUUUUGAUCGCAUAACGACGCAACCAGUCGGGCAGGCAGGCAGGCAGGACACACGUGACCUCGGGACGUCGUAUGGACGAAGAUGAUGCUAUACGGUGUCGAGGGAGUACAUACAUGUACAAGCUGUGGACAGAAAUUGUUCAUCGAGUGAAUAGAUAUGGACGGUUGCUAGAAAUAUAGUAUAGAUAUGAGAAAAUGGUGCAGAAAAUUGUUUUUGUUUCCUAGAAAUGGUUUGUGAAAAGAGUGAAGUAUAUUAUUUUAUUCUUUAUUCUUGUUUACUGGUUCAAGGCAAAGGGAGUUUUCUCAUUGCUUUCUUCAGCCUCUGUAUUAUUUUUAUUAUUUUGUUUAUCUCUUUUCCCACCGUUUCUCUUUUUUUAACUAUUAUUUAUUUAAAAUUUGAUUAUUAAAAAUCGUUUAAUAUUUAUUAGUUUUUAUCUUCGUUUUACAUCGGUUUUGUUCAUUUGUCUAUCAAUAUUUUUUUAUAUUAUUUGAAUAUAAAUGUGUCUGUCUAAAGGACUUUUAUUUUAGAUGUUCAGGGAGCUGUCUUAAUUAAUGUCUAUUUGUUUUUGUCAAUUAUUAGCUCUUACAUUAUUUUUUCUUAUGCAAGUUUUGUAAUGUGUUAAUAUCUUUUUUGUAAAUUUUCUAUUUAGAAAAAAAAUGCAAUCAUAUAUAUCGUUGAAAUGCUGGUCAGUUUUACAACAAUCAAAAAAUCACAGCAAUAUGUUCAACUAUAUCCUAUUUCCAAACCAAAUCAAAAUGACAUUUACUCCAAUAAACAAACUCUUAAACCAUGAUCCAUGAUUCAUGCGAUGCGCUCACGGUUCAUCGAACGGCCAAUCAAUCCUCGAUUGGAAGCGUCACCAUCUCUCUCAUUUAUUUGUGACUCCACUUGCGAAUAAUAAACAAGUUUAUGGUUCAAAA
Molecule: messenger RNA, 3193 nt
Organism: Anopheles coluzzii
Lineage: Eukaryota; Metazoa; Arthropoda; Insecta; Diptera; Culicidae
Product: fatty acyl-CoA reductase wat-like
Exons: 7
Coding region: 680-2287 (535 amino acids)
Biological process (GO): long-chain fatty-acyl-CoA metabolic process
Cellular component (GO): peroxisome
Molecular function (GO): alcohol-forming very long-chain fatty acyl-CoA reductase (NADP+) activity
Source: RefSeq, a predicted model, not a curated record